Molecule: messenger RNA, 3233 nt
Organism: Cryptomeria japonica (Japanese cedar)
Lineage: Eukaryota; Viridiplantae; Streptophyta; Pinopsida; Cupressales; Cupressaceae
Exons: 6
Coding region: 59-2965 (968 amino acids)
Molecular function (GO): RNA binding
Source: RefSeq, a predicted model, not a curated record
ACAACAGCCGCAAUUUUGCACAAGCCUCAACUCUAUUUGGGCAUGCCCAUUAAAGAUCAUGGCUAAGUGCUUUUAUUUAAACUCUCUUGCAGCUGAAUCUUAUGCUAAAAUGGCAAGUCGGUGUUCACGUUUAUACCUUGGGCGCCUGCUUCACUAUGAAAAAUGCACAGCAAAAACGAGAUUAUUUAGCACUGGAAGGGAGAGAAAGAGAAGGGUUAUGUCCAAAGAGGACCGAGCUGAAGCUGUCAACUCCUUUGUUAAACAGUAUAUGCUACAGUUUCCUGGAAAAUUUCCUACUUUUACUCUUGUCAUGAAGGAAGUGGGGGGUUCUGCGGAUGUUCUCAGAAAGCUUCUUGCGGAACUGAAAAUAAGCUUGAAGACGUCUCAAGACCAAAAGCAAAAGGCAGAUGUUGAUGAAGGAGCACAUGAGGCAGCAAAAUCUGUAGCACCUAAAAAUUCGUCAACAGAUGCAGAAUUAAAUGCUGCUACUUCGAUGGAAAUCAACAGUUUGAAACAAAAGGUCCUGUUGAGUUCUGACAACAUAUCAGGAAUUGAUACAGCUGUAAGUCAGCAAGAAACUUUAUCCCAAUCUAUAAAAAAUGAAUCAGUUGCACAAUCAUUUUCAGAUCAAAGUUCACCUCCAUUAUCAUUGGAAAAAUUAUGUACAGAUGUUAAUGAUGGAGCACAGGAGGCAGCAAGGUCUGAAGCACCUGAAAAUUUGUCAACAGAUACAAAAUCAAAUGGUGCUACUGACUUGAAAAUUGACAGUUUGAAACAAAAGGCUUCCUUGAGUUUCGACAAUAUAUCAGGAAAUGAUGUACCUAAAAAACAAAAUAAAACUUUAUCCCAGUUAAUAAAGAAAAGGAUGGAGUCUUUGUCAGAUGUUAAUGAUGGUGCACAGGAGGCAGCAAAAUCUAUAGCACCUGAAAAUUUGUCAACAGAUUCAAAAUCAAAUGAUGCUACUGUCUUGGAAAUUGACAGUUUGAAACAAAAGGCUCCUUGGAGUGUCAGCAAUAUAUUUGGAAAUGAUAUACCUGAAAAUAAAAAACGAACUUUAUCCCAGUCUACAAGAGAAGAGAAAUCGAUUUCAGAGUCUUUUUCAGACAAAAGGUUGCUUCCAGAGUUUUUGAAAAAAUUAUUUGGAGAGAAGGUAGAAAAUAAUGAAUAUGAAAAAAAUUGUUCUACUGCUCCAGCAUCCCCUAAGGAGUCAUUGGGGACAAUUCUGCUUGGCAAUCAAGAAAAAACUUCAUUACAGUCUUCAAACAAUAAAUGGGAACCCAAAAUAGCAUUAGAAAAGAUAAAAAAUAAUCAACAUAAUGAAGGAUAUUCAUCUGUUCAUUCUAAGGGGUCAUCUUCUACAAACACAAAAAUAAAAAAUCUAGAACUGGACAAAAUGAGAGGAGGCAUUCCUGUUGCAGCAUCUAUACAUUUAGAUGAAGUAGCAGUUAAAAACAAUUCAAAUAAAGAAGUAAAUUGUUCUAACUUUAUUUUAAAGCAUCUGGAACAGGACAAGUUAGGAGAACUUAAUGUUGUAGAAUCUACGAACUUGGAUGAUAGAAAUUUUGAAAACAAUGCAAACAAGGAAGUAAAUGACAACACCUCUGCCAUUACAUCAAAUGGGAGAAAUUUAUGUGCUUCAAACACUCCAAAAAAGAUCGUGUCUGAACAGUCCAUAGAAGUGGGAUACGCUCAGCAUUCUCCAGGUGUCACUCUCUCUCCUAAGGUAGACAACAAACAAAAAGGAAGAGGAAGUGAUGUAUCUAAAGUUAUGAGUUCGCUGGGAACAGAUACCAACACUCAAACCAGAAUAUGGCAUCAAACAAAGCAACUUGGGCAAAAUCAAAGUGGCAGAAAUUUUCCUUCUGCAUUUGCAUUGCUUGAUCACAAAGAUAGUGAUGAUGAAUGGGAAGAUGAUUCUGAUUUUGCAGCAUUUGACUACCCUGAACCUGAUAGAGGAGUAACCCCUCAGAAAAAGUUUUCGGAACCUAAAAAUCGUAAGUGUCUUCUAGUAAUGUUCUUACCAUGCUCAGCCACUGCAGAAGAUCUAGUCAAAGCAUUUGGUCACUGUGGGCAAAUUGAUGAAGUCAAAAUCAUUCAAUCAAAGAGAGAAGAAAGCAGAUAUAAUUAUGCAUCUAUCAUCUUUAGGACAGAAGAGACUUUCCAGAAAGCAUUAACGAAGAAGAAUCUUCUUGUCUGUGGUAGUGAACUGUUAGUAAAAAUGGCAUUUUCAUCUAAUCAAAAUUUAUGUCAAGAUUCUGCUCCCAGAGUGGCAGAGAAUGUUGCUGUGCCUCUAGCUGAACUAAAAAAUCCUAGAUGUACAAUUAUGAUCAAAGGCUUGCCUCAUGCUAUCAGUUUUAAGCACCUCAAAAAUGCAUUGGCUUUUUUCGGAAACGUGUCACGCUUCUUGAUGGGCCCAUCAAAUUCUACUAUAUAUGUCGAAUUUGAGACAGAUGAUGCAAAGGAAAGGGCUCUUAUGGCGCAUUGGAUUUGCAUUGGUGGGCAGCAACUACAGAUCAGGACAGUUGAGACUCCAAGAACAUCAGUUGUGAGGAUUUCAAAUCUGAGCUCAGAAACUUGGAAUUCGAAAAUUCUAAAUGUUUGCAGUUCUUUUGGAUGUGUUAAGAGAUUGCACCGCAGGGCUCAAGAUAUAGUAGAUGUGCACUUCCAUCAAAGUGAACUGGUUAACAUGCUUGAUAUAUUAGACAGUCUAAAUGGAGUAUUCAUGAAUGAAUGUCGCUGGCAUGCUCAAUUGGCAACUGUUUUCUCUCGUGAAGCACUACAAAGUUUAUGGAGCUCAGAUGAUGGCAGAGAGUAUCUGCAAUCAGUCAUUCAAAAUCUUUUUAAGGUCAUCAAUAAAAAUUGUUUCAAUGAGAACGAUUUACAUGAACUUGCAGCGCAAUAUUAUAGAGAAGAAUUCAGUGGUACCAAACAACCUUUGAUACCAACAGCGAGAACCAUGUGCUGACUGAUAUACUUUGUACUCAAGGACUAUUCUGUUGUAGCAUGUUUAGUCAUGUAUCCUUAUUAAUCACUAACAUUUGAGUGUGGGAACCAGGAUUUAUAUUUUUCUUUUAGGCUAGCAAGUGGGUAAUGGAGGUGUUCAUUUUAAAAGAGUAAUCUUUGUUUGCUAUUUCGAACAUUAUGGAUCAGUGAUGUGUUGUAGAGCAUCUAAUAAUGUUUUUUGUUGGAAAUAUUGAAUUACCUAUGAUACAACAGUAUGAAAAUUUUAUCGA